UUUAUUCACAAUGAGCCAUUCAAUGGAGUCUGCAAUUCAGAUUGAAAAGUGGACGAAGGAAGAAGUUCAUCAGUGGUUGACGACGCAGGUUAACAUUCACCAUAUAUAUGCAGACAAGUUGCUAGAAGAGGAGGUAUCAGGGGAAGACCUAGAAUACUUCCAAAAGAAGGAUCUUCUGGAUCUGAACAUAAAACAUGGUCCGGCUGUGAAAAUUGUGUCAAUGCUUGAGGAUUUGAAGAGUGGAUUACAGCAUAAAUCACAAUUUCCUGCAUACAUCAAGAAAUGGACACAAGAACAAGUUUGUCAGUGGUUAAGGGAAGAGGCGAAGGUAUACCACCAAUAUGUAGACCGUAUUUUGGAAGAGGAAGUGUCAGGCAAUUGCCUGUUUUGCUUCAAAAAGAAUGAUCUUGUGGAACUAGGCAUUAAACAUGGUCCUGCUGUUAAAAUAAUUGGCAUGCUGGAAAAGUUAAACAAUGGACCAGAGCCUAUAUUACAACCCCCCACACACAUCAACAGUGACCAAGAAAAUCUACAGAAAACACCUGAGAAGCAAGUAGAACUAUGUCAAACUCUACCGGUUCAGACUGUAUCCCCCAUGAAGAGCGAACCAAACAUAGAAGAGCUCAAAAUAGUGAAACCAUCAGGGAAAACAGUUACACAAAAGAAGGAAGAACCAAAACCACAGGCCAUGGUUGCAGAAAAGUUACCAUCCAAGAUCUCAAGCACGCCAAGUUCACUUACCAUGCUCCAGAAUACCCUUGACGACUUACAUCAGGACGAGUUUAAACGCUUUAAGUCUUCUCUGAAAGACCUAAAACUGAACGGAUAUAGACCGAUUGCACGGAGUCACUUGGAAGACAGCAAGACCCGCACAGAAGUAGCGGACUCGAUGACAAAGCACUAUGAGGAAGAGGCAUUAAAUGUCACUCUUCAGAUUCUAGGGAGAAUCGAACACAAUGAACUGGCUGCCCGUCUGAAAAGGGAUAUGGGUUCACAAAUGAUGACCGCACAGGACCCCAAAAAGGAUUUGAGGAGAGAGACCAAUCAGGGUGAUAAAUUGAAAAACGUAUUAACUUGUGGAGGAAAUAUGAUGGACUACUAUGAUCAAUUCGUUAUUGUUGUGAACAAGUGUCACAGUGAGCAAAUAGAACAUCUACAGUUUCUGAGCAAGUUGAAAUUGUUCUGUGUCCUGGACUUUGAUCCUGACUCUGCAGCUCCUGGUGGCGUAUGCAGUUCAUACAGAGAAUCAAGAGUGGCAAAUCUCCAUCUCCCAGCCCAAUUCCAAGGCGAACCAAAUGUUGUGAUAAAAAAUCUCAACCUGUAUAAGCAGACCAGCUGGGUGUUUUGUAAUGGGAGGCAUGACCUUGACAGGGAAUCGGAUAGACAGCUGGACUACAAAGACUGGUUCAGGGGAAAACGCAGAGAGAUUGAGCAUAUGGUUUCAUUCAUUUGCAAACCUGAAGUUCUUCCAAAUGGAAGAACUCUUGUCAUAUUUCUUCUACUGUCACCUGUAACCGAUAGAGAUCCUGUCUUUGAUACUUUCCUGGCAUUCUACUCACAUGCCGAGGAAAGCAUUGUGAGUAUUUGUGAAUCUAGGAGCACAUUUGAAAAAUGGAAAUACUUGAUACAGGAGAAAUGUGAGUCUGACAUCACCAGGCAAUCAAUAUAUGAGUUGACACUCAGUGAAGUCAAUGGUACUAUAAUGUCACUUGGACCACACAAUCAGCCAUCAGGAAGACUCCUUCCAUCUUCUGACUCCAGCACUGUUGUUCUCCAACAAAAGGAUGAAGACCAGAUGACAGCUCUAGACAUUUUGUGUCAGAAUGAAUGUGAGAAAGUCUAUGAUGAAAAUUGCACAGAGUUUAAAGACUUCAAAAUUAAAGUUGAAGAGGAAUUCUACAGAGGGGGUAAAGUCAACUGGUGGAACUUCUAUUUUUGUGAGAAACGCAAAGCAAAACCUUUCAUUAGAAGAGACAAAUAUGACAAUCUGAAAAAGAUGGUGAAAUAUCAAGAUCCCAAAACCACAUGUGUUUUGCUGAAUUUGUUCCACCACCCAGGUUGCGGAGGCACCACCUUAGCCAUGCAUGUGAUGUGGGAUUUACGCAGAGAGUUCAGAUGUGCUGUGUUGAAGGACAAUACAUUACCAAAAGCUGAAGUGGCUUUUCAAGUCAAAAACCUAAUGAGGCUCGGGAGCCAGAAAUCCACACCAGUUCUGCUGUUAGUAGAUGACUCAAAGGAAGCAGAGAACACACAAGCUCUUCAGAACUGCAUUCGCCAAACUUUUGAAGCGGAAAACACAAGCAGAACUGUAGAAGAUUCAUCAAACUCAAAAGUCAUUAUUGUGAGUUGUGUUCGUUGCCAUAACCCUGAGGACCAGUUCAAACACUGCUCAACAAACAGACUGCAGAUAACUGCUAAACUGACCAAAAAGGAACAAGAUGAUUUUGAUGAAAAACUGGUGGAACUUAAAGAAAGUCAUGAAAAACCUGAAAACUUCUACAGUUUUAUGAUCAUGAAGAGUAACUUUGACAAGAAGUACAUAGCUGAUGUUGUGAGCAACACUCUGAAGGACUUGGACAUGAGCACAAAGAAAGCUCAACUCCUUGCUUUCUUAGCACUGUUGAACUCAUAUGAUGCAGAAUCAGAAAUAUCUAUGUCUCUCUGUGAGGAAUUUUUGGGGAUGAAAAGUUUGCAAAUGGCUUACUGGGGUGAAGAUCGUGUACUUGACAGAAUGGAGCCGUACUCCAAUUUGCUAAAACAAUUUAAUGUUGAGGACCGUGGAAAAUACAAAGCAAUUCAAAUCCUUCAUCAUGAUAUAGCCUCUGCAUGUCUUGAAGAGUUGGACAGACGCUACAACAUUAAACGGAGUGAAAUAACCUUGGACAUGCUGCACUGUGAUAUAUUGUUCAAACCCUGUGUAGUAAAAGACACCCUCAUGCUAACAAUUCAACGCGUGCUAGUUGAAAGGCAGCGCAAAAAAGUUGGAGCGACUAAUUUUUCUCCAUUGAUAGAAAAGAUUCACAGUCAAGAGGGAGGACAAAACAUCCGAGACAUCUUUGUGAAAGCAUCUUCCCGGUUUGUUACAAGGGCAUCUAUUCCUCAAGCUCUUGCAAGGUAUCUCUACCUCUAUGAGCAAGAUUUUCCCCAAGCACUCAUUUGGGCAGUAAAGGCCAUGGGCGUCAAAGAAAACUCAUACACAGCUGAUACAGUUGGACAGGUUUACAAAAGUAAUCUUAAACAUAAUAUUCAGAGUGAAAAGCUAAAGACUCCACUCAAGCCAGAGGACUUUGAGACUAACCUAAAGAUAGCACAAAAAGCCUCAAAUGCCUUUCAAAUGGCUCAAAAGCUGGCCAUGAAGAAUGAAACGGAAGAGCAAACUGGUGAAAAUCUCACAAAAACACCCUACAACACCUCUGGUUAUGUGGGAGAGAUGGAAACUACACUGACAGUCUUUGAAAUGAUAAGCAACCUGCCGUUCUUUGAAGGUACUGAUAAAGUGAAAAGGAUGUACAUGCAGAACUUUCUGAAAGGAACAUUACCCAUCGAAUAUGUGCCCAAAGAAGAUAACGAAAUCAACAGUAAAUAUGUUGAUAUUAUCAAAAAACAUACACAAUUUCUCCUUGCUUUGAAACCUCAGGUCAAGGAAGUUUUUGAAUUCUUCAAUGGUUACUUCACAUACAUAAAAGGAAACAAUACAGGAGAGCUUGAAUCACUGAAUCAGAAGAAAAUCUCUGAUCAUUUCACCAGAUACAUAACACUGGUCUGCUCUUCCCCAGCGGAAAUAUUUAAAGAACGAGCGGACAAACCUGAACUCAGAUUAAGCGUGGAUAUUGAAGAGCAUAGGAUGUUUCUGGAGGAAAAGAAUGCAGACACCUUUGCAGGGAUACUUGCAAAGUUGCAUCAAAAGAUCGACAAGACUGCAGAGGAAGUGGAAAAAAUCACAGAAUGCUACACAUUCCUGCGCAAAAAUUCUGUGCAAAAUAGAAAAGUAGAAACCAAUUUCAUUUUGGUAAAUAUAAUUCUCCACACACUGAAGCCAAGAUCUAAACACGUGAAGAGACACAAUGAACUCAGUGAUAUUCUUAUGAAAACAUUGCAAGAUAUAGGAUUGCAACAUCCCUACCCAGAGCCAUACUAUCUGGCUUUGUUGUUGCUUUGGCCAGAUUCAAAUGCAGAAGACACCAAUAUAAGGCCAUAUGUGAACUCACUUGGGAAGUCAUCCCACAGGCAAAUGUCUUAUUUGUUGAGAAAGAGCAGCACCAUUGCUCACUUCUACUUGGGUCCAAAAAAAGGAUUACAAAGACUUGUAACUAAACCCAAACUUGAUGAGUGUUUUUCACGCCUACCACGUGCUGAUUUGGCCCAACUUUGGCGGAGUGGAAACAUUUUUAAGAAGAGGGAAAUCGUUGACCGUCUCUAUAGGGUCAAUGGAACCGUUGAGCAAUCAGAACUUUAUGCCAAUUAUGGCAAACUCAAAAUCCCAGUUCGGCCAGCCUAUCUGGGUGGAAUAAGCAGUGGUUUCAGCAUUGAAAAGGUGUCGUUCUUCUUAGGAUUUGCCAUAGAUGGACCACUUGCGUACGAUAUCAAGAAUGAAUAGGCUAUGAGAAGCCCAUGUUAAAAAGGCCUCAAUGAUUCAACUGUAUGUUGCGGUCCAAGAGUGUGGUCAAUGGGGGAAGUAUGGAUUAACCACAACCUGACAAUCAAAAAAACAAGACAACCAUCUACAAAACACAAAUCAAUGCCAGAAACCCACUGAAAGAAAACAAAUCAGUCAGAAGAAGAAGAAGAAGAAGUCCAAGCAUGCGGUGGAAAGCAGACCAGUGUCUACAGUCUACACACAGGCUGGAUAACAUCAGAGAGGUGACAUGCAGCGGCCGAGACCUCCAAAUGGUUAUCAGCCACAUCCGAAAGGCUGGCCUCAGAGAAUAGCGCAGCUACCCUACUCGCUACAGGGAUACCACACAGCGAGAGCUGGAUGGACUAGUGUUGUAUCAAGACAGGAUCGUCAUCCCAGCUUCACAGGAAGAAGAUGUUCUACAACCGAUACACAAAGGUCACAUGGGGCUGACAAAGUGCCAGAGAAAGGCCCAAGAUGUCUGUGUGGUUGCCGGGCAUCAGCACCCACAAAGCAAGAAAAGUGACAUCAUGCAAGUUCUGUACAGAGAAUAAACCAACUCAAAAGAGAGGGCCACUUGUCACGACACCUUUAUCUAAAAGGUCUGUGUCAGAAGAUCACGGUUGACCUGUGUGAGCAAGAGGGCAAGAAAUACCUUGAAGUGGUGGAAUACUUCUCCAGAGACAUAGACCUUCUACCAACUACCACAAGUGAGAUGGGGGAUUCCUACCAAACUCGUUAGCGGCAACGCUACCCAGUUUGUCUGUACUGAGUUAGACGAGUUCAGAAAGAAGUAUGGUUUCAUCCAUAAUACCACCUCCAGCCUCUAUUACCUGCAGGCAAACGACGCUGCAGAAAAAGCUGUCAAACAGCUAAACAAAUUCUCAAACAACCAGCUUUGAUGUGCUACCGAGCCACGCCUAUCAGUGCAACGGGAGCAAACCAGCGCAACUCAUGACAGGAGGGCAGAUCCGGAUGACCGGAUGCUGAAAAACUGAAAAUGCUGAAAAACUACAACCAAAGCACAUCAGCCACGAUAGUGUGAAACAUAAGGAUCAGAAAGUCAAACAAGCUUCUACAACAGGAGGUAUUCAGUGCGCCCCUUACCUGAACUAUACCCUUGACAGAGUGUAAAGGAACUAAUCUUUGGGGCGGCAGGUAACCUAGUGGUUAGAGCGUUGGGCCAGUAACCGAAAGGUUGCUAGAUCGAAUCCCUGAGCUGACAAGGUAAACAUCUGUUGUUCUGCCCCUGAACAAGGCAGUUAACCCACUGUUCCUAGGCCAUCAUUGUAAAUAAGAAUGUGUUCUUAACUGACUUGUUAAAUAAAGGUUAAAUAAAAUAAGAGUCAAGCUGGACAGAGAGAAGGGAUGGAAAACACUAGCAGUGGUCAUCAGCAAAUCUCCAGAGUUGAGAUCCUACGUUGUUGAAACUUAACACGGCAACGUCGCUCAUCGAAACAGGCGACACCUUCAGGCUGUACCAAAGUCACCCAGUCUACCAGUGAGAACAUUGCACAGGCCCUGUCUGUGAGCCAGACCACCAACAAGCCAGCCUCACCACAACCGGUGAGAAUGACCUCCUGAGGUUUAGAGACACUUGAGAAAACAACAACAUUGAGACAAAAUACUCUUUAAAUUCCGAAAGUACUUACUUUCUGAAAAAAAUAUUAAAAAAAAAAGAGACAGCAGCUGUUGCAGGGCAGAAUAGUCCCUAUGUUGCUGCGGACAAACGGCUGUCUACCGCAGUGUCCUAGUUGACACAGUUAUGGGAAUUGUUCAUGUGAAGAGCAAAAAAAAGGGGAAAAAUACAUGCUACUCUGAAAUACUAAUUGUUUGUACUGAAACAGUCCACGAUCGUGAGUAUUUGUACUAGGAAAGGAGAAUGUUAUUGACUUUUGAUAUACAGUGCCUUGCGAAAGUAUUCGGCCCCCUUGAACUUUGUGAACUUUUGCCACAUUUCAGGCUUCAAACAUAAAGAUAU
Messenger RNA from Oncorhynchus kisutch (coho salmon), 6596 nucleotides. Its product is annotated as sterile alpha motif domain-containing protein 9-like. Lineage: Eukaryota; Metazoa; Chordata; Actinopteri; Salmoniformes; Salmonidae. Gene Ontology annotation, cellular component: cytoplasm. The coding region runs from base 11 to 4597 and encodes 1528 amino acids. The transcript has 3 exons. Gene Ontology annotation, molecular function: protein binding. The record is from RefSeq and is a predicted model, not a curated record.